AUGUUCGAAGAGCAGGGCACCAAGGUGAAAAUCACGUCGGUGGUGAUCGUGGUGGGCAUGUCGGCCAUGCUGGCCGCCGUGGUGACGGACCACUGGGCUGUCCUCAGUCCCCGCGUGGACAAGCUCAACGCCACCUGCCAGGCUGCCCACUUUGGCCUCUGGAGGCUGUGCAAGAAAAGCAUCUUCAUGGUGAAGGAGGACCCCCAGGGCAAAGGGUGCGGCCCCAUUGGCUUACCUGGAGCCAAGAACUGUUCCUACUUCAAGCACUUCACAUCGGGAGAAGAAGCAGAAGUCUUUGAAGUAAAGACCCAGAAGGAAUACAACAUUUCGGCGGCGGCCAUUGCCAUUUUCAGCCUGUUCUUCAUGAUCUUGGGCACCCUCUGCGUCAUCUUCUCUUUUGGGAAGGGCCGCGAUUACUUGCUGAGGCCUGCUGGGAUGUUCUUUGCCUUCGCAGGGCUCUGCAUCGUCAUCUCGGUGGAAGUCAUGCGUCAGUCUGUCAAAAGGAUGAUCGCCAGCGAUGAAACCAUCUGGAUCGAGUAUUACUACUCGUGGUCCUUCACAUGUGCAUGCGUCUCCUUCGUCCUCCUCAUCCUCAGCGGGGGCGCCCUCCUCCUCAUCUCCAUGCCGCACAUGCCCAGAAACCCCUGGGAGACCUGCAUGGACGCCGAGCCCGACACUUUAGAUUAG
Molecule: messenger RNA, 687 nt
Organism: Syngnathoides biaculeatus (alligator pipefish)
Lineage: Eukaryota; Metazoa; Chordata; Actinopteri; Syngnathiformes; Syngnathidae
Gene: cacng1b
Product: calcium channel, voltage-dependent, gamma subunit 1b
Exons: 4
Coding region: 1-687 (228 amino acids)
Biological process (GO): regulation of calcium ion transmembrane transport via high voltage-gated calcium channel; calcium ion transmembrane transport
Cellular component (GO): membrane; L-type voltage-gated calcium channel complex
Molecular function (GO): calcium channel regulator activity; voltage-gated calcium channel activity
Source: RefSeq, a predicted model, not a curated record